AUGAGGCCAGAUUGUCCAAAAAUGAACAACGGAACUGGAGUUAUUCAUCUUUUCAUGCACAUUUUGGGCUUCACCCACGAAUCAAGCCGAUAUCACAGAGAUCUUCACAUGGGCGUCACGGAGAAAUUUGCGAAAACGACGGAGUUUUACAAAUUUCCUCUUGAUGAAAAGGAAAUCUACGUCGAUUAUGAUUUCCACUCAGUUCUUCAUCACCCGGCCGAUGGUUUGCCAAACAUCCACCACCCUUCCCGACCAAGUCAACUCGCUCCUGUUGAUCUUCACAAGCCAUUCUCCGCCGCCGAUCUUGUCAAGAUCAACUUCAAGUACCCGUGUCCAUCGAAAAACGACUGCCUCCAAAACCCACCUCCCUGCGGCCAUGGGUUGAACAAAUGCGAAGAAACGAUCGACGGAUUCAACUGCAUUUGCGCCGACGGUUUCGAACUCAGAGAUUCGGCCUGUGUGGACGUCAACGAAUGCGUCGAUCCUGAUUUGAAUACUUGCUCGAACCCGGGAGACUGUAUCAACACUGAAGGCGGAUUUCGCUGCGAGCAGAAAAAGAUCGACAUUGUCUGGCUCAUCGACGGAACUGGCUCCUACACGGGAUAUCAAAACGAUGCAAAGAAAGCGUUCAAGGAUCAAGUUCUAUUUCUCAAUAAUCUUCAAAGAAACGACCCAAAUACGCCGAUUUUGAGUUUCGCAUGGAUGACAUCGUCGACAAACAAGGUUUAUCAGGCUGGACUGGCUUUGAAAGAAGUUGAUAAGUACUCAUUUGGAAGCUCUUUCGAUUCAGCUUUUUCGAAGAUAAACGAUAUGUAUGGCGGCGGUGAUGCUCCAGAAGAUCCGCUGCUCGGAAUCAUCUUCACCAUGACAGAUCCCGCCGUCAACUGGGACCCCGAUUCAAUCAAACAGGUCCACAUUUUCACCGACAUCGAUUACCACCACGAUUCCUUGUCUUCCCGACAUCCUCCACUUCAAAAAUGGACGUCACAGCCUUCUUCUCUUUAUACUUUUUACGAUCGAGAUUUGGCAAAUGACUUUACUUUCGGCUUCGUCAGAGAUUUGGGGAAAUCUUAUGUGGAUUUUAUUCACAGGCCGGAAAUUGCUAUUGAUCAGCUUUAUUUCAACGUCGCUGGAUCUACCUCGGCAAUCAGAGCCUACGACUACUUCACGAAGGGCAUUUCCGGCACCCUCGAAGAUUGGAUGCCUGUUUAUCCGACAAGAUCAAACGAAGAAAUGAAAUUCAAUCCAAAUGCUUACAAAAGAAAUAUUUCGGAACACAAUAACCAGAGUUUUUAA
Messenger RNA from Oikopleura dioica, 1296 nucleotides. The record is from the annotation of a GenBank genome assembly. NCBI's taxonomy places the organism in Eukaryota, Metazoa, Chordata, Appendicularia, Copelata, Oikopleuridae.